Messenger RNA from Miscanthus lutarioriparius, 360 nucleotides. The record is from the annotation of a GenBank genome assembly. NCBI's taxonomy places the organism in Eukaryota, Viridiplantae, Streptophyta, Magnoliopsida, Poales, Poaceae.
AUGAUCCGCCAGCCGCAGGCGAGCUACGGCCACGGCCGAAGGAUAGGAAUGUGGCGUGGCCGCUGGGGGCUACGAGUGCGCCAUGGCGGCGUCCGGCUGCGCCUGCUGCUCCGGGUACGCCUGCGCUUAUCCGGCAUCGUCGGACUGCUCCUCCGGAGAGUGGAGGAACUCAGGUGCCGCCCCGGAGGCAGGGCCUGCAGGUGGUCGGCUCCGAGAGCGUCAUCAGGGCCUGCGCCGUGUCGCCGCGCCCGGAUACCCGAGAGGGACCAGAGCUCCUUCUACGCGGAGGCCAUCGCCGACUGCCUCGAGUUCAUCAAGAGCAGGUCGUCCUACCGUCCUGUGAAUGAUGGUAGGGUUUAG